UAUUCCACAGUGCAAGCUGUUGCUUCUAAAAUACAACAUCUCUGCCAAAAUAUGAAAGGAACAUAACGACGAUCUCCGCGGGCCAGUCCUCGUAUUAAAUCAUCUCUUAAUUCUGACUGUAAAUGAGCCGAAUUUCAAUGAAAGAAAUCGGAAAUUGUUGACUCAGGUAUUUAUCAAGUUACAGAUUUGAUGGUAGCUGUUGAUUAUUAGUAUUUAAUUACCCGGAACCCGAUUUAUGACUCAGAGCGAGAUUUAGAAACAGAAAGCGAGAUUUAGAAACAGAGAGCGAGAUUUAGAAACAGACAUAGUGGGUGUAAAAGUGCAAUUUUGCAAUAAUUAAAAAACAAAUAUAUGGCUAGAAGAAACGCUUUAUUUACUAUUUCUAGCAGUGAUUAUGAUGAACUUUGAAAUAUUGGGUAUUUGUCACAAAUCAUUGGAGUGAAAUAGUGAAAGUGAGGAUUUUAUUUAAGCUGUGUGUGGAGUUUUCCUAGCCGGACUUGUUCAAAUCAUCAUUUCUUUUUAUCAUUUUAUUUUAUCUCAUCUUUAAUUAACCACAAAAUCAUCAAGUCACUGAUGCUGUAUUUUUUUGUACUAGAAACCGCUGGAAAAAAAAACAACCCCUCAAAAAAUAUAUAACUAAAUAAAAAAAACCGUUGUUCUGAACUCCUCGCCGUCAAUAUGUAUAAAGCGGAAUAACUGACUCUUUGUGCAGGAAGCGUGACACAUAACUACUUCGCAUCCUUGUGGAUAUCGGGGCGAGCCGCGGGGGACAUGGAUUUCUACAUACGUGGUGUACACGGAAAUCUAAAGUGAGACAGAUGAUAGCCACGCACAGCCUCCAGGCACAGGAGGUCAUCACAUGUGACCUUUGUGUCAAGCCUACCCAGCAGUUCUGUAACAACUGUCAACUCAGUUUGUGUGUGGACUGUGUUAGUAAACAUGUGGACAAGCUCAAGUACCAACAACAUGACAUCGUUCAUUUCAAAGACAAAAAGAUACAAUUUGUUUUUCCUGAAUGUGAAUUUCACUCCAGCCAGAGAUGCGAGGUUCACUGCCACCAAUGUGAUGUUCCAAGUUGACUGAAAUGUAUAGUUGGUCCCCAUAAUGGACACCAAGUCAAGGAUAUGCCAGAAAUAUUCAACGACAAGAAAAAUGAGCUUGAAAAGGAAACCAAAGAAAUUGAAUCCACCAUUAUUCCACUGUACCAGAAGAAAACCGAAGAAACGGAAAGCAAAAUAUCCAUUAUAAUAGCCGCAUUUGAUGAACUGGACAGAGAAAAAGAAAAGCACGGAAAAUUCUGGCACCAAGAAGUCGACACCAUUUUCAAUACGUUUGGUUCUUUAAUGAAAUCCAUGAAGGAGAAUAUCCUGGCUGCUCUAAACUCUCACCAAUCCAAAAUAAAAAAUCAAAUUCCAGACAUUACCCAAACAGUCCAACAAAACAAAGAAAUUCUGAAGUCAAAUAAUGUUUCUGCAGUCACCAAAUACAAAUCCAAACUCGAGGGAUACAGAAACAUGCCUACUGAAAUUGAUGUCAAAUUGCCAUCACUCAAAACCAACACAGUCCAAGGUAGAUAACUCAGCCUGGAAUUAGAAAACUACAAGGCUAGCCUGACACAGACAACACUGUCCAGUCUGACAGACGAAGUCUCCUAUUUAUCUUUACAAAUGCUGCUAGAGCAAGCCAAAUCAAUUACAACCAUUCCCACUGGAGUUAAUCCUCUAUUCAAUGUUUCCUGUGUGGGAGUGGAUGAGUGGUAAAGAUAAAACCAUAAGACGUGUUGACAUACACGGGGCUGUACGGGACACUGUCACCACCACAUGUAAAACCAGGCCUAGUGACAUCACAGUGACCAGACAGGGAGAACUGGUAUACAGUGAUGGUCCCAAGAGAACUGUGAACAUUGUCAGACACGAGAGAAUAGAAACACUGAUAACUACAGCACAGGGCUGGCAUCCAGGUCAACUAUGCUGUACUAAGUCAGGGGGCAUUCUGGUCAGUGUGUGUACUACUGAUAAAAGCCAAUAUAAAAUUGUACAUUAUCAGGGACACGCAGUGAAACAGGAAAUAUAUAGAGAUGAAGAAGGAGAACCAAUCUAUAAUGGAGGGAAAUACCUGCUGUAUGUGGUGGAGAACAACAAUGGAGACAUCUGUGCCUCUGAUCGUAAUGCUUCCUCCAUGGUCGUGGUGGACAAGUCAGGAAGAGUUCGUUUCCGAUACGAUGGUACACCAGCCAGGAGGAGGAAGUCAUUUAAUCCUAAACACAUAGUGACAGACUCCAUGAGUCAGAUCAUUGUGGCAGACAUGAACAAUGACUGUCUACACAUCCUGGAUCAGAACGGACAGUUCCUGAGAUGUGUGAACAAUUGUGGACUAGAUUAUCCUGAUGGAAUGAGCGUGGACAGUGAGGGGAGGCUGUGGGUAGGGUUAUAUCAGUCAGGAGAAGUGAAAGUGAUUCAGUACAUGAAAUAAACACAUGAUAUCACAUACAGACAUCAGAUAAUGACAGAGUUCACACAUUGCUCUUGAUGAUAUUUACACAACAAUGUUUACUUCAUACGAAAUGUAUUUAUACAGAGUUGUUUUGUUUAGCAUUGAUAAUUUAGACAUAAGAGUUAGUUUCUUCUUCUUGUAAUAUUUUAUAUGCCUAGUGUGACUUUAUUUUUACUGUGAACAAAAUCCAUUGAUUGACAGCUCUCCCGCCCUCUGUGUAAAAGAAAAAAAAAUAUUCACAGUGGAACCCAGGCCUUAUCAACUGUUGUUUUUGUUGUUUUAGUUUCAGGAUUUUCAGGCUUUCGAUGUUGUUUUUUAUAGGUUAUUCUAGCUAUAUUUUAAGGAUAAUAGAGUCAAUAAAUAAAUACAUUGAU
This is a messenger RNA of Ostrea edulis (European flat oyster), 2867 nucleotides long. Its product is annotated as tripartite motif-containing protein 3-like. Bases 1729 to 2472 code for a protein of 247 amino acids. Lineage: Eukaryota; Metazoa; Mollusca; Bivalvia; Ostreida; Ostreidae. The transcript has 2 exons. The record is from RefSeq and is a predicted model, not a curated record.